Messenger RNA from Melanotaenia boesemani (Boeseman's rainbowfish), 1097 nucleotides. Its product is annotated as lysine-rich arabinogalactan protein 19-like. The record is from RefSeq and is a predicted model, not a curated record. Bases 2 to 955 code for a protein of 317 amino acids. NCBI's taxonomy places the organism in Eukaryota, Metazoa, Chordata, Actinopteri, Atheriniformes, Melanotaeniidae. The transcript is spliced from 5 exons.
AAUGCAACAGCAGAUGUCAAGGAUGAUUUCCCAGGUCUCCCUGUUACAGAUGCUUUGCUGCCUAUUAUUAAUGCCAGGUUUGCUUGAUGCAACAUCCCUGGUGAAAGUAAAGAGCUUCGAAGAUGAUCCAGUCAGCAUUGGUUCUGCUCAGGCACAUGAUUUCUUGACUAAUUCCCGGCCUAAGAGGAAUAUUGACCCAAAAUGGUACAGGGGUAACCCUGAUUUUCAGUCCUACUACCGCUUCUACAACAGCAUUGGGCACAUUGAAGGAAUCUAUGAGAUCGACAGGCUUAGGAUGUUGUAUCAGCAGAUGCGCCACUUGGAGUUGACCUACGGCCCUGAUGCCUCCAGUUACCAAAAUGUCAUGGGUGUUCUGACUACCACUGCGGCACCCACUACAACAACCCAGCCACCUCCACCUCCCACCACUCUUGCUCCUACACCAGACCCUCUGGAGAAUGCUCAGAGGAUCUAUCUGUGCAACCCCAAAGAUCCGCUGUGCAAACCACAGAUUGUUUACCUGCCAACAGGAGCUGUGCCUGUAUUGUGUGACCCAAGACUCAACCCCAGUUGCAGGCCCCAAACGGAGGGGGAGAUAAAAGUGGCUGCCCCACCCCCACCCCCACCAGCUCCAGCCACUCCUGCUCCUGAAAAAUCUGACCCACCUGCCCCUCCUGCUGCCACAGCCAAAGGCAUGGAGUAUGACUGUGAUCCAUACUGGGAUCCCGACUGCCUCAUUGACCACCCUCCCCGCCCUGUCCAGGAAUCAUCGGCACCGGCAGAGCCUGCUGAAGAGAAGGUGGUGAAAGAAGAAGAGACAAAAGUGGAAGAAGAGACCAAAGCUCCAGCUUCAGCCACUCAGAAAACCCCCUAUGCUUAUUAUGACCCUUAUGACUUUAAACAUGAUCUGUAUGAUCCUUUUCGUUAUGUUGUACCAGAUCCAGAUCCAGAAUGAAAAACCAGUGCUCAAAAUGUGAUAGCCAUCUUUAGAUGGCAUAUUAAAUAACAAGACAAAACCUAAUCAAGACUGUGAGAAUAUAGUUAAAACUGAGCAAAUGAACAAAGUUUUACUGGGUGGGCACAUAAACAGCAACAGC